This is a messenger RNA of Arabis nemorensis, 1404 nucleotides long. The record is from the annotation of a GenBank genome assembly. NCBI's taxonomy places the organism in Eukaryota, Viridiplantae, Streptophyta, Magnoliopsida, Brassicales, Brassicaceae.
AUGAGCUACUUGUGGACUGGAAAUACAUAUGAUCAUUCUCCUAAUCCUGAAUUUGCAUCCUUCUGUGGCGUGUUUUGGGCGUUUCCACAGUCCAUUGAAGGGUUUCCACAUUGUAAACCUCUGAUCGUAGUGGACUCCAAAGACUUGAACGGUAAGUACCCUAUGAAAUUGAUGAUUGCCUCGGGAUUUGACGCGGACAACUGCUAUUUCCCGCUAGCAUUUGCGUUUACCAAAGAAGUUUCCUCGGAUAGUUGGCGUUGGUUUCUCAGUGGAAUCAAGGUAACGCAAAGGAAAGAGCUCUGCCUUAUCUCCAGUCUGGACCCGGACAUUCUCGCUGUUAUUAAUGAACCUGGCUCUCUGUGGAAAGAACCCUGGGCUUAUCACAGGUUCUGUCUUGAUCACCUGAGCUCCCAAUUUGAUGAUGUGUUCCAAAGCUCUCGCUUGAAAAGCCUUAUGAAACAAGCUGGAUUGGCUAUACAGCAGGAUGAAUUUGAUUUCCACAUGGAGACCAUUGAAAAGGAGAACCCAGAAACUCGGCGAUGGUUAGACAAAAUUCCUCCACAUCAAUGGGCUCUUGCUCAUGACGGUGGGCGGUCAUAUGGAGAUAUGACUAUGAAUAUAGAGAAAUAUAUUUGUGAAAGCCUUCCGUCUCCUGGUCUCCCAGUGACAGCGGUCACACUGCUUCUGUUUGAUGAGAUCAGAAUGAAUUUUCAUCAGGUUCUUUCUGAUAGCCGUAGAAGGCUUAAUCAAGGAGAUAUGUACACUAAACAUGUCAUAGACGAGCUUGAAGAGUUCAGGACAGCUUCUGUUACAUACGUGGUAAUGCCAUUAGACAAUAAUGAGUUUAAGGUCACAGAGCCGUUACAAAAGGAUGGAUGGAUCGUUCAGCUGAGCAAAUGCACCUGCACAUGUGGGGAGUUUCAAAAGAACAAGAUUUCAUGUGUGCAUGCUUUAACAGUCUGUGAGAAACUCAAGAUCAACCCUUUGCAGUAUGUAGACAAUUGUUAUUCUCUUGAACUGUUAUACCGCACAUACUCUGCUAAAUUCAAUCCUGUUCCAGAAGUAUCAGCUUGGCCUGAAGUUUCUGGAGUUCCAACAUUGCUUCCUCCGGCCAUUCCACCUCCAACUCACAACAAGUUUCCAUGUCUGCACACUCUAGCAGUCUGUGAGAAACUCAAAAUCAACCCUUUGCAGUAUGUAGACAACUAUUGUUCUCUGGAACGGCUGGACAGAACAUACUCCGCUAAAUUCAAUCCUGUUCCGGAAGUAUCAGGUUGGCCUGAAGCUUCUGGAGUUCCAACAUUGUUUCCUCCGGUCAUCCCGCCGCCGCCACCACCUCCAACUCACGUAUCAGGCAUGUCCAAACGCAAAACUACUCCUCGCACUAGUCAGAAGAAGAGUUGA